This is a messenger RNA of Micropterus salmoides (largemouth bass), 2231 nucleotides long. RefSeq names its product low density lipoprotein receptor adaptor protein 1a (gene ldlrap1a). The transcript is spliced from 9 exons. The coding region runs from base 98 to 964 and encodes 288 amino acids. Lineage: Eukaryota; Metazoa; Chordata; Actinopteri; Centrarchiformes; Centrarchidae. Gene Ontology annotation, cellular component: early endosome. The record is from RefSeq and is a predicted model, not a curated record.
CAGCACAAGUCCAUCCUCCCCAUCAGCAGUCUGGUCAACAACAUUUCUCCUCAAGACUCACCAGCAAACUUCACAGACUGCAUUUUAAAACACCGACAUGGAUGCCCUCAAGUCGGCCGGGAGAGCUAUUAUCCGGAGCCCAAGUAUGGCGAAACAGUCCUGGAUUGCCGGCAGACACAAAAAGCUUCCGGAGAACUGGACUGACACACGGGAGACCAUCUUAGAGGGCAUGACCUUUAACCUCCGUCACCUCGGCAUGACACUAGUGGACCAGCCCAAAGGAGAGGACUUGUCAGCCGCCGCAGUAAAGAGGAUCGUUGCCACGGCUAAAGCCAGUGGGAAGAAGCCUCAGAAGGUUGCUCUCAAGGUUUCCCCUCAGGGAAUCGUCCUACAUGACAGCUUGACCAAUAAACUCCUGGAAAAUGUCUCCAUAUACAGAAUAUCCUACUGCACAGUGGACAAACUGCAUGAAAAAGUGUUUGCUUAUAUCGCUCAGAACACCCUCAAUGGCACCCUGGAGUGCCAUGCCUAUCUCUGCUCCAAGAGGAAAGUGGCUCAGGCAGUGGCUUUGACAGUAGCCCAGGCCUUCACAGUAGCUUUUGAACUCUGGCAAGUGGCCAAAGAAGAAAAAGGGAAAAGAGCGAAGUCGGGUUCAGCUGGAGAGGCCAGCAGUAGUUCCCAUUCAGAGAGAUCUAACAGCUUGGGGAGCCUGAAAGGGACAGCAGAUGUCGCCACAGACAACCUAUUGGACUUUGAGGACAAUGUGAACAAGGUGGUGGAGACCAACGGGAAUGUAGCGGACGAUCAUCUGGUUGACCACAGGCCCUCUGAGACCAAUAACAACCCUGCCUGGGAACUAGAAGAUGGUUUGGAUGAAGCCUUCUCCAGCGGUGCUCUGGAUAGCUAUGGUUCAUUUCCAGGUAAAGUUGAGCACCACUGUCAGCUGUUACAAGCCUUACUUUAGUGUAUUAGUCCUAAUUACUAACCAAACCCUAAUCCAUUCCAUUAAAUCGCCGCCAAACCCAAUACCACUGUUCACUGGUCAGUACUGUUAGUCAGUAGAAACGUGAAAUAGCUUCCUGUGUCUGUUUUUUAUUUCCUUCCAGAUGGAAUAUUUGUUGAAUAUGGAAAUAUUGUGCCUUCUCUACACACCGAGGGCUUUACUGUGCAGUUAUUCUCUUUGUGGCCUCUGCUGUAAAAGGGGAGCUGUGGGUCACUUGACAUAGCGACAGAUCAAACGGUUUAUUCCAUGGCUCUAGUGAACUGAAUAUCUUGAAGUAAUCCUGUUCACUUCCACCCAGACUUUGUAUAUUAUAGUAUCCCAGGAAUAAAAGGCAGUUUGUAGCCAAAAUGAGGGAUCUUAAUUAGAAGACGUUUAGCCUUCCGUUAUAGAAACGGGGUCUGGGAGGCUGAGCUGUUUGACCCAAACUUUAAAGGGAGGAGCUACGUAUCAUCAGCUAUACUGGCUAAGUGAUAUUAGGCCUGAAGUCCAGUGAAAAAGAAGAGAGGAAAGAUUUAGCUCUUGCUCAGUGUAUUACAAUUUCAUCUUGCACCAUUUAGGCUAGUGUUAAGUCUUAUGUAAUGACUUUAUUCAUUCUGCUGUCUUAAAGGAUAAAGCUGGUGAUGGUCUAUUUUUAUUUUCAACUUCCGCAAAAAGAUUAAAACCUUCAAUGACUGUAUCCUAUUUAGAUACAUCGUCUGUAUCUAAAGUUUGGUUUUAUUCCUCUGUGCCAUCGAGCUCCAUUGUUGUCCAAAAACGUCAUUUAGUUGCACUGAUAUCUUCCUUCAUUGCUACGAACAGCUAGUAGUUAAUUUUGAGUUAGUCCCACGCACAUCAUCAUGGUGCUGUAAAGGUAGCCUACCUUACAGUCACUGGUUCAGACCUCUUACUGAAUGUGUAUUCCUGUCUAGAAACUUUGUGUUCAGCGAAUCCUUUGCACUGCCCUACACAUUGGACUUUUUUUAAAAAGUAUGUGUAUGCGACAUAUAAACCUUUUUGAAUCCUAAAUAGUCAAGUGUAGCUAAAAUGCACUAUUCACUCUUGUUUAGUAACAUUUUUCUCAAACUACAAGGCAGUGUGUGUAUAUAUGAGCUGAUUUUAAAGAUUGGCAUCUUUAGCAGGAGCCAAUGGACUUUGUGGGAGGGUGCCACAGAUGGGCUUUCAAAGUGGUUAGCUACUGAGAGAUGGAUGAAUAACACCAGCUUUAUCCUCUUCUUAUUUUUUUUUUUUU